AUGGCCUCACUUACACCCAAACACCACGACGACGAAAACCUCCCAACAACGCCAGCAACAAUACACCCCUCACACUCCGAACUCCGCAACGCCCGCCUCUCCCCGCGAAACCUCGAGCUCGCCGUUCGCCACCUUCACAGAGACGGCCUCAUCGUCGUACGAGACGUCGUCCCGCACGCCAACCUCGACGCACUCAACUCCAAAAUGGUCCAGGAUGCGCUGUACCUCCGAUCCCUGGGCGACAAGGGGCCCUUCAACUAUAACCAGGGAAAUCUACAACAAGAUCCGCCCCCCGUGGCUGAGUACUUUUACAAGUCAAUCUUUACUAAUCCCAUAGCGACGCAAAUCACCUCCUCCAUCCUAGGCCCCCGUCCAAAAUGGACCUUCUGCUCCGCAAACUCCGCCAUGCCGCCCCCCGACACCCUCGCGUCCAAACCGCAACGCCAACCCGUCCACUCGGACGCAGACUUCGCGCACCCAUCCCACCCCUUUGCCCUCGUAAUCAACGUCCCUCUCGUAACAAUGACUCCCUCCAACGGCUCAACGGAGCUCUGGCUCGGCACCCACGGCCCCUCCCUCCCCUCAUCCUCCGGCGCCAUUCCCUCCGGCGUCGCAGCCCAAGAAGGCAUCCACGGUGACCGCGCAAGCGGCAAAAUCAAACCACACCUCCUCGACCUCCGUCGGACCGUCCGCGGGCCCUCGCAGCCGACAGUGGAAAAGGGGAGCAUCAUCAUCAGGGACCUGCGUCUCUGGCACGCCGGCAUGCCCAACCUGACGCCCGACGUGCGUGUCAUGCUCGCCAUGAUUCACUUCGCGGGCUGGUACCGCAACCCGAUGCGGUUGCAGUUUGCGGAGGACGUGAGACCUUUACUCGAGGGGUCAGAUUUGGAGACGGAUAACAACAGCCUCGAGAUACCCGUCGACUGGACGAGUCGGGACGAGGCCUUUCGUUCCUAUCUGGGUCGGGGGUUCGGGAAUAGCUAUGACUUUGAUCAGGAGAAGUGA
Messenger RNA from Colletotrichum orchidophilum, 1005 nucleotides. Its product is annotated as phytanoyl-CoA dioxygenase family protein. The record is from RefSeq and is a predicted model, not a curated record. The coding region runs from base 1 to 1005 and encodes 334 amino acids. NCBI's taxonomy places the organism in Eukaryota, Fungi, Ascomycota, Sordariomycetes, Glomerellales, Glomerellaceae. The transcript has 2 exons.